GGGGCGGCAGCAAGGGGGGGCCGCUGUGCGUGCGGCGCGUGCGCGCGGCGUCGGUGUGUAUGUGAGGCUCUGACGGGUUCAAAAUGGCGGCGGCGGCUCCUGUAAGAGGACAAAGGCGCAGGAGAGACCUGGAGGAAGAGGACGAAGACAGCAGUCCUGGCGUGUCCUUUUCGCUCUCUUCAGAGGAGUCGGAGAUGGAGCCUGAGGAAGAGCGGAUCCGUUACAGCCAAAGACUGCGUGGCACGAUGAGGCGGCGUUACGAGGACGAUGGAAUCUCCGACGAUGAAAUUGAAGGGAAGAGGACAUUUGACCUCGAGGAAAAGCUGUCCACCAACAAGUUUAACUCCACCUUCGUGGUCUUCAUGGAAGGCAAAGACUUCACAGUUGAGUACAUCCAGCGGGGUGGCCUGAGGGACCCUCUCAUCUUCAGGAGCUCGGACGGCCUGGGGAUAAAGAUGCCAGAUCCGGACUUCAGCGUGAACGAUGUGCGGCUGUGUGUCGGGAGCCGACGGAUGGUGGAUGUCAUGGAUGUGAACACGCAGCGGGACAUCGAGAUGUCCAUGGCACAGUGGGCACGAUACUACGAAACGCCGGAGGAGGAGAGGGAGAAGCUUUACAACGUCAUCAGCCUGGAGUUCAGCCACACCAAACUGGAGAACCUGGUGCAGAGACCUGCCACGGUGGAUUUGAUUGACUGGGUUGAUAAUAUGUGGCCCAGACACCUGAAGGAGAGUCAGACAGAGUCUACAAAUGCUAUUCUGGAGAUGCAGUAUCCCAAGGUGCAGAAGUACUGUCUGAUGAGUGUCAAGGGCUGCUACACGGAUUUCCAUGUGGACUUUGGUGGCACUUCUGUGUGGUACCACAUCCACCGAGGGGGAAAGAUCUUCUGGCUGAUCCCUCCUACACCCCAGAACCUGGAGCUCUAUGAAAACUGGCUUCUCUCAGGGAAGCAGGGAGACAUUUUUCUUGGGGACAGAGUGUCAGAGUGCCAGCGCAUCGAGCUCAAGCAGGGCUACACCUUUGUCAUCCCCUCAGGUUGGAUCCAUGCUGUGUACACCCCCAUGGACACGCUGGUUUUUGGGGGCAACUUCUUACACAGCUUCAACAUCCCUAUGCAGCUUCGGAUCUACAGCAUCGAAGACCGCACGCGGGUCCCAAAUAAGUUUCGUUACCCCUUCUAUUAUGAGAUGUGUUGGUACGUGCUGGAGCGUUAUGUGUACUGCAUCACCAGCCGCUCGCACCUCACCAAGGACUUCCAGAAGGAAUCGCUCAGUAUGGACAUGGAGCUGAGCUCCUCGGACUCGGUGAACAUGGAAGAGGAGGAGGAGGACGAAGAGGAGGAGGAUGCAGCAGGGAAGGAGCCCAGGCGGCCGGUCACGAGGCGGUCCAUCCUCACCAGCCCCAUCGCCAAUGGUGCCAAUGUGGACUAUGACGAACUGGGCAGGAGCUGCCGGAGCAGCCUGCCGGGUCUGAAGAAGACCCCAUCCAUAGACUCUUCCGAUUCCAGCCGGGGUUCCCAAAACGGCCAGGCCUGGGACCCCACCGGGGGCAGCCCGCGCAAGAACAGGAAGGUGCACCUGACGCAGUUCGAGCUGGAGGGGCUGCGCUGCCUUGUGGACAAGCUGGAGUCGCUCCCUCUGCACAAGAAGUGUGUUCCCACUGGCAUCGAGGAUGAGGAUGCCCUCAUCGCUGACGUCAAGCUGCUGUUGGAAGAAUACGCAAACAGCGACCCCAAACUGGCACUUACAGGCGUCCCCAUCGUCCAGUGGCCCAAGAGAGAUAAGCUGAAGCUCCAGGCCCGGCUGCGGGUGCGCCUGCCCACCAUCCCCAUCACCAAGCCUCACACCAUGAAGCCGACCCCGCGCCCGACACCCGUCAGGCCCACGGUCUCUCCCAUCGUGUCGGGUGCCAGGCGGAGGCGGGUGCGGUGCCGAAAAUGCAAGGCUUGCAUGCAGGGCGAGUGUGGCAUGUGCCACUACUGCAGGGACAUGAAGAAGUUCGGCGGGCCUGGCCGCAUGAAGCAGUCCUGCGUCCUCCGGCAGUGCUUAGCGCCCAGGCUGCCUCACUCGGUCACGUGUGCACUUUGUGGCGAGGUGGAUCAGAAUGAGGACUCACAGGACUUUGAGAAGAAGCUCAUGGAGUGCUGUAUCUGCAACGAGAUCGUUCACCCUGGCUGUCUGCAGAUGGAUGGGGAGGGGCUGCUCAACGACGAGCUCCCCAACUGCUGGGAGUGCCCCAAAUGCUACCAGGGUGACGACACAGAGAAGGGCCAGAAGCGGAAGGUGGAGGAGAGCGACGACGACACGGCGCAAGCCAAGGUGCUGCGGCCCCUGCGGAGCUGCGAGGAGCCCCUGACCCCCCCGCCCAACUCUCCCACCCCGAUGCUGCAGCUGAUCCACGACCCAGCGUCCCCGCGGGGCGUGGUGACGCGCUCGUCCCCCGGCGCCGGCCCCAGCGACCACCACAGCGCCAGCCGGGACGAGCGCUUCAAGCGGCGGCAGCUGCUGCGGCUCCAGGCCACGGAGCGAACCAUGGUGCGGGAGAAGGAGAACAACCCCAGCGGCAAGAAGGAGCUGUCGGAGGUGGAGAAGGCCAAGCUGCACGGCUCCUACCUCACCGUGACGCUCCAGCGCCCCACCAAAGACGUCCACGGCACUUCGAUCGUCCCCAAGCUCCAAGCCAUCACAGCCUCCUCCGCCAACCUGCAGCACUCGCCCCGUGUGGUCGUGCGCCACGCGCCCGCCAGGAUGCCCCUGCGGAGUGGGGGCGAGGAGGAGGCGGCUGCCGAGGAGGAGGAUGAGGAAGAGGAGGAGGAGGACGAGAAUGCGGAGGAGGGGGGAGCGGCCCGGCUGAACGGCCGUGGGGGCCGGGCGCAGGAGGACGAGGAGAGCUGCAUGCAGAGAGAGGUCUGGAUGUCCGUCUUCCGCUACCUCACCCGCAGGGAGCUCUGCGAGUGCAUGCGGGUGUGCAAGACCUGGUACAAGUGGUGCUGUGACAAGAGAUUGUGGACAAAGAUAGACUUGAGCAGGUGCAAGUCCAUCACCCCCCAGGCACUGAGCGGCAUCAUCAAAAGGCAGCCGGUCAGCCUCGACCUCAGCUGGACCAACAUCUCCAAAAAACAGCUUACGUGGCUCGUCAACAGGCUGCCAGGCCUGAAAGACCUCAUCUUAGCGGGCUGUUCCUGGUCUGCGGUCUGUGCUCUCAGUACCUCCAGCUGCCCCCUUCUCAGGACCCUCGAUCUUCGGUGGGCAGUAGGAAUCAAGGACCCUCAGAUCCGGGACUUACUCACGCCUCCAACAGACAAACCCAGUCAGGACAAUCGCAGCAAACUCCGCAACAUGAUCGACUUCCGGCUCGCCGGCCUGGACAUCACCGAUGCCACGCUGCGCUUGAUCAUCCGCCAUAUGCCCCUGCUCUCCCGCCUCGACCUCAGCCACUGCAACCACCUCACGGACCAGUCGGCCAACCUCCUCACCGCCGUGGGCUCCUCCACACGCAACUCCCUCACCGAGCUCAACAUGGCAGGCUGCAAUAAGCUGACAGACCAGGCCUUGCUGUACCUGCGCCGCAUCUCCAACGUCACCCUAAUCGACCUGCGAGGUUGCAAACAGAUCACCCGCAAAGCCUGUGAGCACUUCAUCUCGGACCUGUCCAUCAACAGCCUCUACUGCCUGUCCGAUGAGAAGCUGAUCCAAAAAAUCAGCUAGAGACCCUCCCCGGGGCAGACUGAGGAGAAGGAAAAGAGCCCAUCCCACCCCUCUCGGAGAGCCGCUCCUCCACCUCCCCACCUUGCCCUCCAUGUCCUGCCGCUGCCUCCCACCUGACUCGGCAGGCAGGGCCACUGCUCCACUGUCCUUCCUCCUCCUCCUUCCCCGGGACUUCUGCCGAGGAAGAUGUCCCGCCAGGCUGGCCAGUACCAGAGGAGGAACGGGCACAUGGCAGGGAGCCUCAGCCCGGAGGCUGGCCGCUCCCGGGGCGGAGCUUGUAACAGAGGUCUCUGUGCAGAGAAAUGGGGCACCCUCUUCCCCCAGCUUUUCCCCUUCCUCCCCAUCGUUUCCUUGCCUUGAAACACUUGUCACUUCCCUGGUAGCACAAAGCUUGAGGGUCUCUCCAAGGAAGCGGGAGCAGAGCCGAAACACCCCGUACCCCUCUGUGCCACCACCAGCUCGGCGCUUGCCCUGUGCUCUCACGCCCUUUCUCUUCCCCUCAUCCGGCUGCAGGGACUGUGACACAUCCCCCUCCUUCUCCCGCCGCUCCCACACAUCCGGGCGGCUCUUUGGGUGCCGAGGGCAGGAGCCCCAUGGCUGGGGUGUCACCAGGAGCAGGGGCUUUGAGAGCCCGGGGAGGCGAGGCUGGGGGAUAACUCGCUUCCACUCUGGGACAGCAUCAGCCUUCCCAGAGCACCGUCUGUCCGAGGGGAUGGAGCAGGGGAGAACCCACAGGUACAUCAGAGCUCAGGGAGGACUCGGGAAGCAUCAGCCAGGGGUGAGUGAGCACGUGGGGGGACAGGAGCUGCCUCCUCUUCCUCCCCAGCUCCCGGCACCGUGAAGCACUCUGGGGCCGGAGGGGCGAGGGCUGUUCCAUGGCCUGGGACCGAACUGGCACGGCCACCCCCCUGCAUCGUCCUCUCCUUCCCCCACCCCCCUUUUCGCUGCCAAUUUUCCUUUGCAAUGAUGGUCGGUCCAAAGAACCUCUCUCUAGGGCAGCAGAGAGCUUUUUGCACUUUAAAAAAAAACAACAAAAAAACAACAAAAAAAAACAAAACAA
Neopelma chrysocephalum (saffron-crested tyrant-manakin) is the source of this 4767-nucleotide messenger RNA. RefSeq names its product lysine demethylase 2A (gene KDM2A). Gene Ontology annotation, biological process: protein demethylation; regulation of transcription by RNA polymerase II. The transcript has 22 exons. Lineage: Eukaryota; Metazoa; Chordata; Aves; Passeriformes; Pipridae. Gene Ontology annotation, molecular function: histone demethylase activity; transcription coregulator activity; DNA binding. The coding region runs from base 84 to 3707 and encodes 1207 amino acids. The record is from RefSeq and is a predicted model, not a curated record.